This is a messenger RNA of Arachis ipaensis, 1194 nucleotides long. NCBI's taxonomy places the organism in Eukaryota, Viridiplantae, Streptophyta, Magnoliopsida, Fabales, Fabaceae. The record is from RefSeq and is a predicted model, not a curated record.
GUCGUGAGCGCCGUUGUUGGCGCGAUCGUGAUUGGAGCAUGCCCCCUAUGCGCGAGCAGGUUACACUGCUUCGAGAUGGUGCUGUUUGUCGUCUCAUUCUUACGCCUGCAAUUAAAUGCAUUUAUGACUGAUUUGAAAGUGGGAAGGGAAAGGUCUGUUUUGCCCCUGACUUUUGUGCUUCUCCAAGGUAGUUACUCAUUCGUUUUUGUUUUUCUUCCCUUUUCCUACCGUUUCCUUUCAUUGCUGCCAAACUAUCCUUGCCCUGUAUCUUCUGCUUCCCUUCGAACUUUCUGGAUUGCAUUGGUCUGCUUCCUGCAAUCGCCUUCCUUUCAAUUUUCCUGCUACUCCUUUGCAAGCAAUUUCUCUGGUAUGGCGCAACUUCCCCUUCCGAGAUCCCCCCAUUGACAGAUAUGACUGGGUUGUUUCGGACGUGAAGAGUACGCCUUCGCAAAUGACACUAGAGGAGUUAACGGACUUCCGCCUCCGUGACCAGCUAUGCGGGGGUGGUGACGAGGAGGGACGCUACGAAGUAUUCGUCCCUGCCGACCACGAACGCCUCUGCCAGCUCAACCUCAACACCCCCCGAAUUGCCGACUGGUUGUGGGUGUACAAAGCGAUGUUCACCGUCUUGGGGGUCCACCUGCCCUUCUCUCCUUUUCAAAUGGCCCUUUUAAACCGAUGCGACGUGACUCCAUCGCAGCUGUAUCCGAAUAGUUGGGCUACUAUUCGGUGCUUCGAAAUGGUUUGCGAGUACCUCGAGUUGCCGGCCUCCGUUGAGGUGUUCUUGUGGUUGUUUGCUUUGACGAACCCUUCAAGGAGGGUAGGCACAAGAAGGGAUUCAUGUCUUUCCGGACUGCUCAAGGGAGACGAAUCUUCGGCACUUUCGAGGAUUCGUUUCAUGGCUUUAAAGAUAAGUUCUUCAAAGUCCGACCUGCCGAGGGAGUGCAUCUUUUUUGGUUAACCUUGGAGGGUGAGCGGCAGAUCCCGACCUACUGGAGCUUCGGGGCCGGAUCCAAUGCUUUUACAAAAAUAACCUAUAAGGGUCUGACUUGGCGGGACAAGAACAUUGCUGACGUGUUGCUGACCAUUUUUAACAAGAACAAUAUUAACCCUCACCUUCUAAUGGGUGAUUGGGAGAUGGGCAGAGGAUAUAUAGGUGAGUGGUCGUCUGGGUUUGUUGUCGUGCUGCCGCUU